Molecule: messenger RNA, 909 nt
Organism: Papaver somniferum (opium poppy)
Lineage: Eukaryota; Viridiplantae; Streptophyta; Magnoliopsida; Ranunculales; Papaveraceae
Product: chaperone protein dnaJ 8, chloroplastic-like
Exons: 3
Coding region: 319-756 (145 amino acids)
Source: RefSeq, a predicted model, not a curated record
ACAGAGAAAAAAACACAAUGAGGAAUCGAAACUGCAUCAUGUAACAAUAAAAUAUUAAUAAAUAAUAAAUAUAAAUAACAAGUCCUGGAUAUAAAAAAUGCCACAAGUAAAAUCAAAGUUCUUCCUUUUCAUUGUUCACGAAGAAAUAUUGUAUUUUCAUUUUUAAGAAAUAGAAAUUCCAGUUAUAUUCACUGAAUAUGAAGUCAUUGUAAUAAGACUCCAAUUUUAUUUUCGUCAUCCUGUUGUUGUCUAAGGAGAUAAAAGGGAAGAAAAGAAAACUAAAAGGAAAACAAAAACCAGGCUAAGCCUAUAGAAAAGAUGAUCAGAAAAUUUAUGGGUGGCGGGAUAUUAGAGAAAUCAGGUCAUUGUAUCCGGUCAUCUUCAUCGUCAUCGUCCUCAUCAUCAUCGGCAAAUCAGAAAUCAACACAGAGGUGUUUACGAUUCCCGACAAGAUGCUUACCAUUUUCCGAUGAGUUUUCGUUACUUGGUCUUACACCAUAUGCAUCUAAAGCUGACGUCAAACAUGCUUAUAAACGAUUAGCUCUCAAGUAUCAUCCGGAUGUGGUUAAAGCUGGAGAGAACAAUGAGAAACAAGAAACUUUUAAAGAAAUUAAAUCUGCGUACGAGACCCUUAUGGAUAGAUUUGAGGUGGAAGACGAGACGCCGGAGUCCGUGGAGGAUUAUGACGAGUUUGAUGAAUGGGAUGAAUGGAUGGGAUUUGAGGGAGGGAUUCCAGUAAUUUAUAAUCCAUCAUAAGUUAUGUUGUGUUAUUUUAAUUUUUAUUUGUUUUAAUUUAGACUUGAUCAAUUCUUGCUGAUUCAAUCAGCAAACAUUUUACGUUCCUGUAAAUUAAGCUCAACUGUGUAAAGUAAAAGGUCAAAAAAGGGAAUGACUGAAAUUUGGGCACCA